AUGAAGGCCUCUCUGAUCGCAUUCAGCGCCGUCCUCGGCCUGGCCUCUGCCCAGAACGCCAUCGUCAAUAACGACUGUAGCACCACUGUGUACGUGCAGUCGUUCCCCUACGAUGGCAGCACCCCCGGCCCUCUCACCACCGUUCCCUCGGGGGGAACCUUUUCCGAGAAGUUCAGAACCUCUGGAUCGACCAUCAAGAUCGCCAAGACCAAAACGCUGACUACGCCUCUAUUCUUUGGCUAUUCAUUCUCUUCCAACCCGGACUAUGCGUACUGUGAGUAUAUCAUGUCAUUUAGCACUGAAUGGGGUAACCCCUUUGCGGCAAACCACAACACCCUGAGCCCCGGAGAAGGCUGCGAGGAAUUCGACUGCGCGGCCAACGAUGCCAGCUGCUACAGUACCCCGUCCCAGAAGAAGGUCUACGGCUGUCCCCAGCCGGUCACCUUGACGGCGUCCUUAACCACCCAGGGCCCGGGUCGCGUAGUUGAAGAUUCCAUAGCGGUAUCCCAUAAAGAAAAGAUAGUCGGUGGUAAGGGUAUAGGCGCCUCCCAGCUCGGUAAACGAGCUUCCAUCCAAGCUGUAGGAGAAGUGCGCCUCGUGAGACCCCACAGCGGCGGCACCCAGACUCACCUUCAACCACACCUUUGUCUGGGUAAUCGGAACCGUUGCUACAGUCGUGCCUGUGCUUGUCGUUCCUCCGUAGGUUCCCAUAUCCCAUUACGGACUAUUCCGAUCCAAGCACUCGCGUCCUUGAGAGCCGCUAGACCGGCAUGGUCUCCAUCCGCCAUUUUGCUGAAGUCGAUUUCCACUAUUCCAUACGGAUUUGCACCAUGA
Aspergillus terreus NIH2624 is the source of this 834-nucleotide messenger RNA. RefSeq lists its product as uncharacterized. NCBI's taxonomy places the organism in Eukaryota, Fungi, Ascomycota, Eurotiomycetes, Eurotiales, Aspergillaceae. The record is from RefSeq and is a predicted model, not a curated record. The transcript is spliced from 5 exons. The coding region runs from base 1 to 834 and encodes 277 amino acids.